CCUGCUGACUCCCAAGUUCGCUGCACGCUGCUGCUUCUGCUGCUGCUGUUACUGCGUCCCACAGAGGAGAGAGAGAGCCAAAGAUAGCUUCCGAUCUCUCCCCACCUCUCUCUCUUCCUCUCUUUUUCACUUAGUUUGUGGACGAUGGGAUUUUAAUCAUGUGGAAGACAGCUGAGCGGCUCUUCUGGAUUUCGCUGACGCUGCGCCUGGUCCCGCCUGGCCUCCUCUGAGCAGGAUGGACACUCUGGAGUCAGAGCUGACCUGCCCAAUCUGCCUGGAGCUCUUUGAAGACCCGCUACUGCUCCCCUGCGCCCACAGCCUGUGCUUUGGCUGCGCCCAUCGCAUCCUCAUUUCCCACUGUGCUACCAACGAAUCUGUUCAGAGCAUCGGCGCCUUCCAGUGCCCCACCUGUAGAUAUGUCAUUUCCCUGAGUCCGGAGCGUGGACUAGAAGGACUUAAGAGGAACGUGACCUUGCAGAACAUUAUUGAUAGAGUUCAGCGGGCAUCAUCUUCAGCUGGGGUGCCUCUCCCGCUGCCGUUGCCUGCGCCCCACAGCGGGCCCAACUCUCCCGGAGACGAAGGGAGCAACCGGUUGGCUCUGGUCCCAGUCAGUGCUGCCAUGUCGAGCCCAGGCACCCCUCCUGAGCCGGUCCAGUGCCAGUUCUGUGAGCAGGACCCACCGCAGGAUGCCGUCAAAACGUGUGUGACGUGUGAGGUGUCGUACUGCGAGGAGUGCCUCAGAGCGACGCACCCAAACAAGAAGCCGUUUACUGGCCAUAGGCUCAUAGAGCCCAUGCCAGACUCCCACCUCAGAGGGCUCCAGUGCCUCGAGCAUGAGGAGGAGAAGGUCAACAUGUACUGUGUCACUGAUGAUCAGCUCAUCUGCUCGCUGUGCAAACUGGUUGGGAGGCACAGAGACCACCAGGUAGCAGCACUGAGCGACCGCUUUGAAAAACUUAGGCAAGCCCUGGAUACCAACCUGAGCAAUCUGAUAAAGAGGAACAACGAGCUGGAGUCUCUUAUGGGGAAACUGAUCCAGACUUGUCAACAUGUAGAGGUGAACGCGUCCCGCCAGGAGGGCAAGCUGCUGGAGGAGUGUGAUGUCCUGAUUGACAUUAUUCAGCAGCGGAGGCAGAUCAUUGGCAACAAGAUCAAGGAGGGGAAGGCACAAAGGAUUCGGAAGCUCGCCCAACAGAUCUCAAACUGCAAGCAGUGCAUCGAGAGGUCCACCGCUCUCAUCACGCAAGCUGAUCAAACACUGAAAGAAACCGAUCAUGCUCGCUUCCUGCAAACUGCCAAGAGCAUCAACGAGAGGGUUUCUAUGGCGACUGCAUCGACCCAAGUGCUGAUCCCUGAGAUACACCUAACAGACACCUUUGACUCUGUUGCCCUGGACUUCACCAGAGAGAAGAAGUUGCUGGAGAAUCUGGAUUACCUUACAGCUCCGAGUGCUCCGUGCAUAAGGGAAGAGUUGUGUACGGCUUCCUACGACACCAUUUCUGUCCACUGGACGUCUGAUGAUGAGUUCACAGUGGUGUCCUAUGAGCUCCAGUACGCCAUCUUCACUGGACAGUCUAACAUUGCCAGUCUGUGUAACUCAUUGGAGAGCUGGAUGAUUGUUCCCAACAUCAAGCAGAACCACUACACAGUGCACGGUCUGCAGAGUGGCACCAAGUAUAUCUUUGUUGUCAAGGCCAUUAACCAAGCGGGAAGCAGAAGCAGUGAACCGGGGACUCUGAAGACCAACAGCCAGCCAUUCAAGCUGGACCCCAAGUCUGCCCACAAGAAGCUGAAGGUGUCCCACGAUAACCUGACAGUGGAACGGGAUGAAACCACAUCCAAGAAAGGCCACAGCCAGGAGCGUUUCUCCAGCCAGAACAGCUACGGCGUGGUGGGGAAUGUCUACAUCGACAGCGGCCGUCACUACUGGGAGGCUUUAAUUGGAGGGAGCACAUGGUACGCUGUGGGUAUAGCCUACAAAUCAGCCCCCAAGCACGAGUGGAUCGGCAAGAACUCAGCCUCCUGGGUGCUCUGCCGCUGCAACAACUCCUGGGUGGUUCGCCACAACAGCAAAGAGCUGGCUAUCGAGCCCUCGCCCCACCUGCGACGUGUCGGGGUCCUGUUGGACUACGAUGCCGGGUACGUGACCUUCUACGAUGCUGUGGGCUCCCAGCACUUGCACACAUUCCAUGUGUCUUUCGUCCAGCCUGUGUGUCCUGUGUUCAACGUGUGGAAUAAGUGUUUGACGAUUCUCACUGGUCUACCCAUCCCUGACCACCUAGAGGGACUGGAGCCCGACAACUGAGAACUAUAUAAACAAGAAUAAAUCAGCAUGAACUGGUCUUAAUUAUUUUUUUAAAGCUGCACUGGGCAAGAUUUGUGAAAAAUGUUACCUUUACGGAGAACCAAGGAAAGUCCCACCCUUCCUAACAGUAACAACUAAUGGGUAUGAUUAGCUUUGUUGAUAGACAGCUGUGUCAACAUGCUGGAAAAUGGUGCCCACUGCCCACCCUCUGGUCUCCACUGGUUAGCUAGUCUUAGCCACUCUGGGAACUAGCUAGCAGCACCGCUCAUCUACAAUAACCACUGGUCCCAUUGCUGUGUAAACAUGAAGGCCACCAUCUGGUCGCCCCAAUAAUUAAGCAAUUUUGUUUUGAGCUGCAAAACCCCUUUUGAAUUGUUAAUGAUGUUAGCACCACUAGCUAUGCUGACACUGCUUCUGGUGCUAACAGAGCUAACAUUAAGGUAACAAUGCUAAAGGGAGGUUGCAGCUCAAAAUUCCUGGGGGGACACCAGAGAGUGCGUGCAGUAUUUCUACAGCAACACUGCUGGUGCGGGACAGCAUUACUUGAAGUAACCACUAAAUGAGCAACACCAGGCCGGGGUGUCAUCUCAGACCGGCUGGUUUGGUUAAAAAAGUAAUGAGCAUGUAAGUAGAGAUAAUUUUAUCAUUCCAAAUUAUCGUAACAUUUACUACACUGCAAAAUUACCUAGUGCAGCUUUAAAUUGCCAAGAAAAAAAAUGAGAUGCCUGGAGUAUUAUGUUAUUGCGCUUUUUUAAAGUGAUUUUCAGUUGUUUACUUUGAUUUCUAAAAGCAAAUAUGGCACCGCUUCAUGCCAUCUUUGACUCCUAGUAAAACCUUUUCUGGAUAGAAGACAAUAUGCUGGAGUAAGUCUAGAAGAAACCAGGAUAAAUGGACAGAGUUGAGCCAGAAAUUCCUACUUUGAGGCACUUUGGGCCACGAUAGGUGCAUUUGUACCAUGGCAACUAGGAAACAAGCCACAAAUCAAUUUCUAAUUUUCUUUUUCUUUUCUUUUCUUUUUUUUUACACCACCUUAUCAAAUAUAGCACUUUGAGAGUCUCUGAAAAUACCAAUACAUACACUGCAUACACACAUGAAAAGAAAUAUGAGUAUAUACAUAUAAACUACCCCAACUUUAAUCAGUCAUAGUUGCUGGAAAGAGCAGAAUAACAUGUACAUUUUGUAAAUUCAACACAAACCUCCCCCUAUUUUUCUCUCCUUCAUUAAAAAGGAACCAAAGUAGCCAUUGCUGUCUAUUCAGAUGACUUUACUUAAAUUUUACAUAAGUUAAUAAAUGCUGAAUUAUUUUUAAAAGUGACAGAGAGGAAAUAGCAUAAUGCUAAUAUUAAAUGCAGAAUUCCCUUAAAUGUAGACCUUGUUUUUGCACAUUUAUUGAUGCUUUUGUAGUUUAAAAAUUAAUUUUGGUGCAAUUAACAUGUAUUUGUGGGAAAGUGUUGUGUUCUGUUUGACUGAUUGUGUAAAUUUUCUUUUUUUGUUGGCAAGCAGUCCUGCCAUUAUGAGUCCUGCCAUUAUGAUUUCAUGUGAUGCAUUAUAUGGGAGUUGUGUUAGAGUUGUAGCCCCAGGCUAUUAUUGGAGCUGAGAGGUAAAAAUGCACAGUUGAGUGGAAUUUUUUUUCUAUUAAAUAAGGUUUAGUGAUACAUAUUUGUGCUGGUGUGCCAACACUCCAGAAUCAUUAAUUUGCUUUUAACAAAACGUGUCUUUCCAUUCCUGAUAUAUUCAGUUUUGCAAGUCAUUUUUACACUGAGGUUCUAUUUAAUCAAAUCUACAUGCAGAGUAUUGUUUUAAAAGGUUGAAUCACACCAUCCUUCACUUAAGUAUCAUUGAGGAAGCAAUGCACAUGGGGCUGUCCUCAGACUUGUUGCACAUUUAUGGUGUCAAAACGGUGCACAAAACUCUUCACUUCAGUCACUGGCUGCAUCUUUAUUAAGUUUUUCUUAAUUCCUUACCAUUUAAAAAGGGACAAAAUGGCCUAAAUCAGAUUCAGCCACUGAUUGUUAAUGGUCAAGACCCUUCCGACAAAACCUCCCAAGGGAAUGUUGUCAAUACUAUAUCCUAUAAUUCAAUAUUGUGUAAUAUGUAAUGUUUAACAGUGACAAAAAAAGGCACUCCUCAGUGUAAAUACAAAGAUUUGGUUGUAUUUCUCAAUGUCGCUUUGUUUCAAUACCUGGUACACUUAAAAUAAUUACAACAAAUCUCUUCUUUAAUUCUGUGUUUCCUUGGCAAUCAAUUGAACUGUAUGUUAUCAUUGUAUCAAAUAUGUAGUGCUUAAUUUAAUGUUUCCAUUUGAACUUUUUAUGACCAUGGUGUUAUAUGUUCCGUCUCUGUGAACAUUUUUAUGGAAAACAAGAUAUGAGUGCUUGCAUCACUGUUGUCUGAGAUAAAUCUAUGAGAAGGUCAAAAAAUAAACGUUGUUCCUUUUCACAUUAAAGUGUGCAAUUCUUCAUACAGUGAAGCAAA
Plectropomus leopardus (leopard coralgrouper) is the source of this 4780-nucleotide messenger RNA. Its product is annotated as E3 ubiquitin-protein ligase Midline-1-like. Gene Ontology annotation, molecular function: zinc ion binding; protein binding. The record is from RefSeq and is a predicted model, not a curated record. Gene Ontology annotation, cellular component: cytoplasm. NCBI's taxonomy places the organism in Eukaryota, Metazoa, Chordata, Actinopteri, Perciformes, Serranidae. Gene Ontology annotation, biological process: regulation of microtubule cytoskeleton organization.